CCCUCCGCGCCCAGUCCUCCGCGUCUCCUUCUCCUCCUCCGUCCUCUCCUCCGUCCAUCUGCCCGUCCGCUCCGUCGGAGCCCGACCACCGCCGCCGCCGCCAUGGAAGCCAUCAAGAAGAAGAUGCAGAUGCUGAAGCUGGACAAGGAGAACGCCAUCGACCGGGCCGAGCAGGCCGAGGCCGACAAGAAGCAGGCCGAGGACCGGUGCAAGCAGCUGGAGGAGGAGCAGCAGGGCCUUCAGAAGAAGCUGAAGGGCACCGAGGAUGAGGUGGAGAAGUACUCGGAGGCCGUCAAGGAGGCCCAGGAGAAGCUGGAGCUGGCCGAGAAGAAGGCCGCCGACGCAGAGUCCGAUGUGGCCUCCCUGAACCGGCGCAUCCAAUUGGUAGAAGAGGAGUUGGACCGGGCCCAGGAGCGCCUGGCCACCGCUCUGCAGAAGCUGGAGGAGACCGAGAAGAUGGCGGAUGAGAGCGAGAGAGGCAUGAAGGUCAUCGAGAACCGUGCCAUGAAGGACGAGGAGAAGAUGGAGCUCCAGGAGAUGCAGCUGAAGGAGGCCAAGCACAUCGCAGAGGAGGCCGACCGCAAAUACGAGGAGGUGGCUCGGAAACUGGUCAUUCUGGAGGGAGACCUGGAGCGUUCUGAGGAACGGGCAGAGGUGGCCGAGAGUAAAUGUGGGGACCUUGAGGAAGAGCUGAAAAUUGUCACCAACAACCUCAAGUCCCUGGAGGCCCAGGCCGACAAGUACUCCACCAAGGAGGACAAAUACGAGGAGGAGAUCCGGCUGUUGACGGACAAGCUCAAGGAGGCCGAGACCCGGGCAGAGUUUGCAGAGCGGUCCGUGGCCAAGUUGGAGAAGACCAUUGACGACCUGGAAGAGCGGUCCCGGCAGGAGGCGGAGAAAAACCGUCUCCUCACCAACGAAUUGCGCCUUGUCCUCAACGGCCUCCACAACUGAGUUUUGGGAGUGGGGUCUUUUCAGGAGGGUGGAGUGGCCCUCCUUUUGGGAGGGUGGAGUGGCCCUCCUGUGUUGCGACUCUUGCCUAUAUAACCAGGAGGAAGGUCUUCUUCUUUUGCAUCCCCCCCAUUUGGACCAAUGCAAGGAAUGAUGCUUUUUUGGGACCAUGCCAUGCCUCUCUCCCUUCCCGCCCAACAUUGUUGACUGCGGGGCCUUUGCAUGGUGGCCCCAUUUACGUUCAUUCAUGGGACGCGAUCCUGUUUAGUGCUGCCACGGCUCUCUUCUUGCCUCUGCCGCUUCUCUGCUCUUCUCUCUUUUUUUGGGAAAAGGAGGAAAAAAAAUAGUAAAAACAAAGACAAGAGCAAAUAAGGAGAUUUUUAUUAUAUGUAAUACAGUAGAGUCUCACUUAUCCAACAUAAACGGGCCAGCAGAACGUUGGAUAAGCGAAUACGUUGGAUAAUAAGGAGAGAUUAAGGAAAAUCCUAUUAAACAUCAAAUUAGUUUAUGAUUUUACAAAUUAAGCACCAAAACAUCAUGUUAUACAACAAAUUUGACAGAAAAAGUAGUUCAAUACACAGUAAUGCUAAGUAGUAAUUACUGUAUUUACGAAUUUAGCACCAAAAUAUCACGAUGUAUUGAAGACAUUGACUACAAGAAUGUGUUGGAUAAUCCAGAAUGUUGGAUAAGCGAGUGUUGGAUAAGUGAGACUCUACUGUACCUAACAACACUAAAUCUCAAGCAAAGACACUCACCUAAGACAUACCUACACUAAUGAAAACAUACCAGACAUACAACUACUGGAGCUAGGCUAUGAAGGCCAUACCCGCUUUCUGCUGAUUUCUACCUCUCAUCCUAUUCCAGUCAUGGCCAACCUAUGACACGCGUGUCAGCACUGACACGCCUAGCCAUUUUUGCUGACACGCUGCCGAAGGCAGAUUGAUUGGAGGACUAAUGUCUUUUGUGGCCAAAUUUGGUGUGAUUCGGUCCAGUGGUUUUGCUGUUUACUCCAUGGGAAUUAUGCACAUUACACACACACACACACACACAUAUAUAAUCAUUCUAUUAUUAUUCUGUUAUUAUUGUAUUUAUUUAUUAUUUAUUUACAGUAUUUAUAUUCCGCCCUUCUUUCUCACCCCGAAGAGGACUCAGGGCGGAUUACAAUGAACACAUUUAUGGCAAACAUUCAAUGCCAACAGACAAACAGUUUUAGACAGACACAGAGGCAUUUUUAACAUCUUUCCAGCUUCACGAUUCCGGCCACAGGGGGAGCUGUUGCUUCACCGUUUCUGGCUGUUCUUCCUCAUUCUUUUCCUCGUGUUUUGCUGGCAGUUUUAUGGUGUUGUAGAUUAGUUAAAUUAGCCUCCCGCAUAAAGCGUACCUAAAUUUUCCCUACUUGACAGAUGCAACUGUCUUUCGGGGCUGCAUAGGUCAACAGCAAGCCGGGGCUUUUUUUUUUUUAUGGUCGGAGGCUUAACCCGACCCGGGCUUCGAACUCAUGACCUCUCGGUCAGUAGUGAUUUAUAGCAGCUGGUUAUUAUUAUUAUUAUUAUUAUUAUUAUUAUUAUUAUUAGAAUCAUAGAAUAGUAGAGUUGGAAGAGACCACAUGGGCCAUCUAGUCCAAUCCCCUGCUAAGAAGCAGGAAAUCGCAUUCAAAGCACCCCCGACAGAUGGCCAUCCAGCCUCUGCUUAAAAGCCUCCAAGGAAGGAGCCUUAUAAUAAUAUAAUAAUUAUAUAUAAUAUAAUAAUAAUUAUUAUUAUUAUAUUAUAUUAUUCAUGAUUCAUGACUACAUUGAAAUUAGAAUAGAGAGAAAUCAGCAUGGAAACUGCAAGAGGUACCAUAGAUUGUUGUACAUGGAAAUACAGUAGAGUCUCACUUAUCCAACGUUCUGGAUUAUCCAACGCAUUUUUGUAGUCAAUGUUUUCAAUACAUCGUGAUAUUUUGGUGCUAAAUUUGUAAAUACAGUAAUUACUACACAGCAUUACUGUGUAUUGAACUACUUUUUCUGUCAAAUUUGUUGUAUAACAUGAUGUUUGGGUGCUUAAUUUGUAAAAUUAUAACCUAAUUUGAUGUUUAAUAGGCUUUUCCUUAAUCCCUCCUUACUAUCCAAGAUAUUCGUUUAUCCAAGCUUCUGCCGGCCCGUUCAGCUUGGAUAAGUGAGACUCUACUGUAUAUUAUUAUAUUAUUACUAUUAUAUUAUUAUUAUAUUAUUUAUUAUUCAUGACUACAUUGAAACUACAACCGAGAGAAAUCAGCAUGGAAACUGCAAGAGGUCCCAUAGAUUGUUGUACAUGGAAAUAAGGGUAGUAAAUAGUUUUUGAUUCAUUAAAUACAGUUAUAUAUUACAAUUAUAUAUUUUUGUUAUUUAAACUAUAUAUAUUGCGAAAUUAUGGUUUUUUUUCUCAAAGUGACACACCACCCAAGUCAUGCUAGGUUUUUUGGUGAAUUUUGACACACCAACCGCAAAAGGUUGCCCAUCAUUGUCCUAUUCCCAGGAUUCCCUAGCUGUUUUGCAGUAAUAGUGGUAUCAAACCGUUUCAUCUCCAAAGUGCGGUUGCACCCUCCGUUAAUGGAGUAUGCUUCCAACCCAAUUUGCAAUAAUAAUAAUAAUAAUAAUAAUAAUAAUAAUAAUAAUAAUAAUAAUAAUUUUAUUUGUAUCCCGCCACCAUCUCCCCCGGAGGGGACUCGGGGCAGCUCACAGAAAUAUCAAAUACAAAACAAUAACAAUAUACAAUACAUCAUUAGACAAUAACAUGCUCCGAUUGUAAUAUUUUCACAUUAACCAAGAAGAAUAAAAACACGCUCAUUAAAAGCAUAGAAUUUAAAAACAGUGAGGUUGUAAUAGUAGAUUAGCAAAGUGCAUAUUAUAAGUUGCAGACUCAAAAUAUAGAUAAAGUGCUGAAAUUGGUGGGAAAGUCACAAGAUUAAAAGCAGGGAGGUUUCCAAAGUAGCUGGAAACCUGGAACCGGAGAGGAUUCUUAGGAUCCUAGAGUUGGAAGAGACCCCCAGAGGACAUCCAGUCCAACCCCCUUCCACCAGGCAGGAAGGGACAAUUUAAUCCUUCCUGAGAGAUGGCCAUCCAGCCUCUGCUUAAAGACCUCCUAAGAAGGAGACUCCAAUGGAUUCCCAUGCAGCCUGUACUCUGUUAAGUUUGGAAGGGACCUCCAGAGGCUAUCUAGUCCAACCUCCCGACAGAAAGGCACAAUCUAAUCCCUCCUGAGAGACAGCCAUUUAGCUUCUGCUUAAAGACCUCCAGAGAAGGAGAGAGGCUCCAAUGGCAGCCUAUAUUCUGUUCAGUUUGGAAGGGACUCCCAGAGGCCAUCUAGUCCACCCCUUCUACCAGGCAGAAAGACACAACUUAAGCCCUCCUGAGAGAUGGCCAUCCAGUCUCUGCUGAAAGACCUCCAAUGGAUUCCCAGGCAGCCUAUAUUCUGUUAAGUUUGGAAGGGACUCCCAGAGGCCAUCUAGUCCACCCCUUCUACCAGGCAGAAAGACACAAUCUAAUCUCCCUGAGAGAUGGCCAUCCAGACCUCCAGAGAAGGAGAGAGACUCCAGUGAAUUCCCAGGCAGCCUAUAUUCUGUUCAGUUUGGAAGGGACUCCCAGAGGCUAUCUAGUCCACCCCUUCUACCAGGCAGAAAGACACAAUCCAAUCCCUCCUGAGUGAUGGCCAUCCAGUCUCUGCUUAAAGUCCUCCAGAGAAGGAAACCCCAAUGGAUUCCCAGGUAGCCUAUAUGCUGUUACGUUUGGAAGGGACCUCCAGAGGCCAUCCAGUCCACCCCCUUCUGCCAGGCAGGAAGAUUAUUUCAAGCUCUCUGCUCUUCUCUCUUCUGAGCUACUGAUCCUGUCGCCUUUCUGCUCCUCCUCUUUGGGGACUGAGCUCCAGUGCUGCCGGUCAGUGGAUUGGGGCCAAGGCGGGGGGCAGGGGUCCUGCCCCAUUGCCCUAAAUGGAGGGCACUUGGAGGCACACGUCUUCCACCUGGACUGACUUCUCCCUUGGUGUGUGUGCGUGUGCGUGUGCCUUUGAAUCUCCUCCAUUGAUUUCUCCCUUUGGGGUGCUUCUGCCCCGCCUUGUGUCUCUUCCUCCUCCUCCUCCUCCUCCACUUUUGGGGUGCCUCCUGCCCCCCGCUUUCCGGCUGUGGGUGUGCCUUGUGUGCCUGCCCUCCGUUGUUGUGUCCGCAGAGAACCUGGCCAGCGCCAAAGAGGAGAACGUCAACAUCCACCAAGUCCUGGACCAGACGCUGCUGGAGCUCAACAACCUCUGAGGGGUCAAGGGGCCCUCUCCCACGCCCCUGCCCCCCGCCUGCCACUGACCCACAGCAGCUCCUCCAGGGCCCAGCCUCUCCCGCACUGCCCCUUCCAGGCUCCGCAUUAAAGCAGCAAGAUGAUCAACAGCCAA
This is a messenger RNA of Anolis carolinensis (green anole), 5349 nucleotides long. RefSeq names its product tropomyosin beta chain. The transcript is spliced from 9 exons. The coding region runs from base 103 to 954 and encodes 283 amino acids. Gene Ontology annotation, biological process: actin filament organization; muscle contraction. Gene Ontology annotation, cellular component: actin filament. Gene Ontology annotation, molecular function: actin filament binding. NCBI's taxonomy places the organism in Eukaryota, Metazoa, Chordata, Lepidosauria, Squamata, Anolidae. The record is from RefSeq and is a predicted model, not a curated record.